Gekko japonicus is the source of this 3799-nucleotide messenger RNA. RefSeq names its product mutS homolog 3 (gene MSH3). Gene Ontology annotation, cellular component: nucleus. Gene Ontology annotation, molecular function: ATP-dependent DNA damage sensor activity; mismatched DNA binding; ATP binding. Lineage: Eukaryota; Metazoa; Chordata; Lepidosauria; Squamata; Gekkonidae. Gene Ontology annotation, biological process: somatic recombination of immunoglobulin gene segments; mitotic recombination; mismatch repair. Bases 7 to 2913 code for a protein of 968 amino acids. The transcript is spliced from 23 exons. The record is from RefSeq and is a predicted model, not a curated record.
GUCAACAUGCCCCGGGGGCGAAGGCGGAAGAACCCGAAUGGCGAAGCCCGAGGGCAAACAGUAUUGAGUAAAUUCUUCUGGCCAUCUCGGCCAGCCGGCUCUGCCUCGGCUCCUCCUGCUGAUGUCCUUGUGCCUGCUGAGGAGGGAAGUGAGGGUGGUGCAGCGGCUGCAAUGGCGCCUUCUGAGUCUUUGCACACGGAUACUGAACCUGCUGGGAAAAGGAGAAGAGAAGAAACAUGCCUUCAGUUUAGCCAAUUUUCUUCAUCAAAUAUAAGUUGUGAAAACAUUCAAAAUACUUCUGAUAUGAGUCUCAAUAAAAGAACCAAAAGUGUAUAUACACCACUUGAGCUCCAGUUUCUGGAAGUGAAAAAUCAAUAUAAGGAUGUUAUUUUAUGUGUUGAGUGUGGUUAUAAGUACAGAUUCUUUGGCGAAGAUGCAGAGGUUGCUGCUAAGGAACUGAACAUCUAUUGUCAUCAGGACCACAACUUUAUGACUGCCAGCAUACCAACUCACAGACUGUUCGUUCAUGUUCGGCGACUUGUAGCAAAGGGAUAUAAGGUAGGAGUUGUAAAACAAACUGAAACAGCUGCCUUGAAGGCUGUUGGAGAAAAGAAAAGCUCCCUCUUCACCCGAAAACUAACUGCUUUGUAUACAAAGUCUACAGUUCUAGGAGAAGAUAUCCUUAUCAUGCAUACAUUACUUGAUCAUCUUUCCGAUGCUGAGGAAGUAUCAUCUGAUACCUGUGAUAAUUAUCUCCUCUGUAUCUGUGAAAGCAAAGAAAGUUUCAGGGAGAAGAGGCAGGACAGUAGUAUAGGUAUAGUGAUAGUAAAAAGUAAGAUAUAUAUGCUAAGGUUACAUGAUGAUAGAAUUCGAGUAGAAAAAAUGGAAAACAAGCAUUUUGAAUACAGCAGUGCUUUCCAGCUGAUUACAGAUUUUUAUGGUAGUCAAGAACAUGAUAGCACAGGAUCCCAAGCAUUGUCUUUCAUCUUAAACUUGGACAAGCCCGUGUUAUGCUCCUUGGCUGCUGUGAUUACUUAUCUGAAAGAAUUCAAUUUAGAAAAAAUACUGCAUAACCCUCAUAAUUUUAAGAAGUUAUCAAGUGAAGCUGAAUACAUGACACUUAAUGGAACUACACUAAAAAAUCUAGAAAUCCUACAGAACCAAACCGAUAGGAAAACAAAAGGCAGCCUGUUUUGGGUCUUGGAUCAUACAAAAACUUCAUUUGGACGACGAAAACUGAAGAAAUGGGUGACACAGCCUCUCUUGAAAUCCAGUGACAUUGAUUCUCGACUUGAUGCAGUGUCUGAAGUUCUCAUGUCCGAAUCAAGCAUCCUUGGUCAAAUUAAGACACUCCUAUAUAAGAUGCCAGAUGUUGAGAGAGGACUUUGUAGUAUUUAUCACAGAAAGUGUUCCGUUCAAGAGUUCUAUCUGGUAGUCAGCACUCUGUCUCAGUUGGAAGCUGCUAUCACAGCACUGAUUCCAGCAAUACGUUCUCAGGUGAAAGCAUCUUUGUUGCAGAACAAUCUCUUGGAAAUUCCAGAAUUGCUGUGCUCAAUGAAAAAUUAUCGAAGUAUGCUUAAUGAAGAAGCAGCAAAAACUGGAGACAAAACCCAGCUCUUCAAGGAUCUAAAAAAUUUCCCCAUAAUAAAGAAGCGGAAGGAUGAAAUUGAAGCAGUACUCUGCCAGAUGCAGUUACAUCUUCAGGAUAUAAGAAGGAAGCUAAAUGGUCUUUCUGUGGAUUAUGUGACAGUGUCUGGGCAAGAGUUUCAGAUUGAAGUAAAAAACUCACUGAUAUCUUGCAUACCAUCUGAUUGGAUUAAAGUUAGCAGCACAAAAACUGUCAGCCGUUUCCACACUCCAUUUAUUGUAGAAAAUUACAGACAUCUGAAUCAGCUACGUGAGCAGCUAGUCCUUGAUUGCAGUGCUGAAUGGUUAUGCUUUUUAGAUCAUUUUAGUGAACAUUAUCACUCUGCCUCUGAAGCCGUGGGUCACCUGGCAACUGUGGAUUGUAUCUUUUCCUUGGCUGAGGUUGCUAAACAAGGGGACUAUUGCAGACCAGUCAUAAAAGAUGACAAAUCAGAGAUAAUAAUAAAAAAUGGGAAGCACCCAGUGAUUGACUUGUUGUUAGGGGAGCAAGAGCAGUAUGUUCCAAAUGAUACCUACUUAUCAAAAGACAAUCAAAGAGUAAUGAUAAUUACUGGGCCCAAUAUGGGUGGAAAGAGCUCCUAUAUAAAACAAGUUGCAUUGAUAACAAUCAUGGCACACAUUGGGUCUUAUGUACCAGCUGAAGAAGCAUCUGUUGGUAUUGUGGAUGGUGUUUUCACCAGAAUGGGUGCCACAGACAAUAUAUUCAACCGUCACAGUACGUUUAUGGAAGAACUGACAGAUACAGCUGAAAUAAUUAGAAAAACAACAUCACGUUCACUUGUAAUUUUGGAUGAACUUGGGAGAGGAACCAGCACACAUGAUGGAAUUGCUAUUGCUUAUGCUACGCUAGAGCAUUUUAUUAAAGAUGUGGGUUCACUGACACUAUUUGUCACCCAUUAUCCCCCAGUGUGUGAAUUAGAAAGGGUCUAUUCAAGUCAGACUGGAAAUUACCACAUGGCUUUUCUGGUAAAUGAAGAGGAUAAUGAAGAAAAAAAGGCAACUGAUCAUGAAGAAAAUCCUGGAUUUGUCACUUUCCUUUAUCAAAUAACAAGAGAAGUUGCUGCAAGGAGUUAUGGGAUAAAUGUUGCUAAACUAGCAGAUGUUCCUGAUGAAAUUCUGAAAAAGGCAGCUCACAAAUCAAAAGAGCUAGAAGGAUUAAUGAAUAUGAAAAGGAAAAGGCUGAUGUCAUUUGCUAGACUAUGGAAUGCUAACGAUGCUAGAGACCUGCAAAGAUGGAAAAGUGUCUAUGAAACAGAAAUAGAUUGAAACAACAGCGGAAAUUAUAAUGCUUGCUGAGUUAAGAGUGAAAUGACUUAGAAUGUUUAGAAUUUACCAUACAAAGAAUUUAUAAUGGUGACAUUUGAGAUUAACAUAAACUAAUGGGUGAAUUUUAAGUGGUUAAUGGCUGGUUCUCAUGGUCAUUUUUAAAUCAUGCGAACCAUUUCCAGGGAAGCAAUUAUGUGGAACAGCAAACCAUGUGAACUAAUGAUGCUUUUCACUUUCAAGUGGACAUUCAUACUCAGUUUAAAUGGUAUUUCUGCGAUAGAAUCAUGUGCACAUACAGGGGCAAUUAUGUUGAGAAAAAUCUAUAGCAUGAGUGACCCUUUUGUUCAAUUGUAUUGGAAGCUUUGUGCUUCUCUUAUUUAUGGUUUUUUGAAAAUCUUCUAAUGUAAUUUGGAUGUUUUCGUUUAAUGUACUUUCCCCCAUAUUUAUUUCCAAGACAGACAUAGGAAUUUUCUUAAAAUAAAACAUGGCCUUUUGUAAUUGCUGAAGUUAACUGUCAAUAUUUGCUGAAAUCAUGUUUGUCAAUUACAGAAAAAAGAUUUUCAAAUUAAAAAGAAUGGGUUAGAUCCCACGGAAUCCAUGGUGGAGCUGAUCCCUCCUCAUCUUUCCAUUUUCCCAGUAACUUGCUGCUUAUGCCAAAAGUCCUCUCUGUGGAUCAGAGGAGCAUUGUGAACAAAAUGUUCCACAGUACAAGGAGCUGUUUUGAGGAUGGAAAAUUGAGUUAAAUUGCCUCUGCCGCCAUCAUUGAUUUCUCCUUCCUCACUGUAGCUGCUUGAACUAUCUUGGCCCUCCAAGAGGAUUUUCAGGACAAUCAGCAAGCUGCUGGAGAAGUGGCAGGGAGGAAAAGAUCUGUUCACGAACGCCUUCC